AUGCGAGUUAAUUUGUCUGUAGCUAUUGUCGCUAUGGUCGCACGACAAAGUGCAUUAAAUAAAUCAAUUGAAGCUUGUCCAAUAACGGAAAAAGAUUCGAUAAAAUCUUCCCUAAAAUAUGAAUUUGAUUGGGAUCCAUCUAAAGCAGGAUUAAUUUUAGGAGCAUUUUUCUAUGGUUAUAUUACUACUCAAGUAAUUGGAGGAAAUUUAGCAAAGAAAUUUGGUGCAAAAUGGAUAUUUGGUGGAGGAAUAUUAAUAUCUAGCAUUUUGACGCCUUUAACACCACUCGCAGCUCGUAUUCAUUAUAAACUUCUUAUUGCUAUUAGAGUAAUAAUGGGUAUGGUUUCUGGUCCAGUAUUUCCAUCAGCAGCAGCUCUCUGGGGCAAAUGGAUACCUGCAUCAGAACGUAGUACUGUUCCAUCGGCAGCUCAUACUGGUAUUAGCAUGGGUAUAAUAUUUACUACACCAUUAGUUAGUAUAAUAGCUGAAAAGGGAUUUACUGGUGGAUGGCCAUCAGCAUUUUAUGUAUUAUAUCAUGUGUAUGGUUUAUUGGUUGGUGUUUUUUUUUGUUUUAAUUCUCCAAAUGAACAUCCACGUAUUUCAGAAAAAGAACGUAUGUUUCUUUGUAACCAUAUACCACUAAAUCCUCUGAAACAUCGAGCAACACCGUGGAAUAAAAUUGCUUGUUGUCCGCCUCUCUAUGGUAUUGCUAUAAUGCAUCUUUGUUAUAAUUUUAUUUAUGAUACUUUAUUAACAACAUUACCUACUUAUUUUGCUACGAUACUUAAUUUUAAUUUACAACAGAAUGGUUUUAUUUUUGCUUUACCUUAUUUUGUACAAUUUUUAAUAACAAUUAUUGUUGGCCCAUUAAUUGAUCGUCUAAGAGUACGUAAAACGUUUUCUAUUACAGCGCUUCGAAAAACACAAACGAUUAUUGGUACUAUUGGUACAUGUGGGUUAUUAAUAUCUAUUGGUUAUAUGGGAUGUAAUCAAUUUCCUGCAGUUCUGUGUUGUAUUCUUGCUGUUGGUUUUCUUGUUUUACAAACAUGUGGCGCACUUAUUAUUUCACAUCUUGAUAUUGCAUCAAAUUAUGCUGGAACACUUGUUGGUAUUACGAAUACAUUGGCAACAAUGCCCGGCUUUGUUGGUCCAUAUGUUGUAGGAACUAUUACAAACAAUAAUCAAACACUUAAAGCAUGGCGUCUUAUAUUUAAUAUUUCAGCAGGUAUUGGUGCUUUUGGUUGUCUUGCUUAUUGUAUUUUAUUCGAUGGCGAAGAACAACCAUGGAAUCGAAUAGAACAUGAAAAUGAUACAAUUGAAUCAACUAAUAUUUGA
Molecule: messenger RNA, 1335 nt
Organism: Rotaria sp. Silwood2
Lineage: Eukaryota; Metazoa; Rotifera; Eurotatoria; Philodinida; Philodinidae
Source: the annotation of a GenBank genome assembly